CUAUAGAGACUCGGAAGCUUCGGCAGCUGGGAAAGAUGGAGGUUCCGGAGGUUGGACGUUCCGCUGAGGAAGAAGAGGACUUUCAUGACUGCCCCGAGGAGCUCGUAGAAACGAAUGGGGCGGCGGAGGAAGACGAAGAGGACAAUGUACACGAGGCGGCAGGUGGAACAGAAGAGGUAGAAGGUUCUGGAGCCGUGUCUGCUGACGAGGAGGGGGCUGGACCAGCCGGAGAUGAUGUGGAGCUGGAUGAGGAGACGCUGCUGGAGAUGGAGAAGGGGCUUCCCGCAGAGGAGAGAGAGGAGAGGAGAAAGCAGAGCACUCAGUUAAAAGAAGAAGGAAAUGAGCUCUUCAAGAAAGGCGAUUAUGUUGAAGCUGAAGACAUUUACUCUCAGGCACUUCUAAAAUGCCCGGCCAGUUACCAGAAAGAAAGAGCUAUUCUAUAUUCUAACCGAGCAGCCGCCAGAUUAAAACAGGACAAGACAGAACCUGCAAUAACAGACUGUACAAAAGCAAUAGAGUUAAAUCCUGACUACAUCCGCGCAUUGCUGAGGAGAGCUGAACUGUACGAGAAGACUGAUAAGCUGGAUGAGGCUCUGGCAGAUUACAAAUCAGUCAUGGAAAAAGACUUGUCAUGUCGCCAAGCCAAAGAGGCCUGCAUGCGUCUGCCUAGGCAAAUUGAGGAAAGAAAUGAGCGAUUAAAGGAGGAAAUGAUGAGUAAAUUAAAGGAUUUAGGAAACUUGGUCCUCAAGCCUUUUGGACUAUCCACACAAAACUUCCAAGUCAACCAGGAUGCUUCAACAGGAUCGUAUUCAAUCAACUUUAUUCAAAAUCGAAACAAUAACACAUGAUAUGCAUUCAGCCAAUGAGACCAGAUUGCUACAUGGGUGGAAUAGACUUGAGUCUCCCUUGCUGUGCUGCUCCAGAGGACGUUAUCAGAUAUUCCACCGCCUUCAUUUUUUAUUUUUAUUUUAUUAAUUUAUCCUUCAAGUAAUCUUAAAGGAGGCCUUCCACCCAUGUCAAUAAUAUAUAAUUUUUUUUUUUCCUACCUGGCUGUAAUGAGGUAUGAGUAGUGGGAGACUAAUUACAGUAUCUCACCAAGUUUGUCCUUUGUGUGCAUGGACCAGUGUUUUAACCACUGUGAGGAGAUAUCAAAGAUUUAAAGGGUAUUCCAGUCCAAUAAAAAAAGUCCCAUGGCCUGCAAAUGGU
Messenger RNA from Bufo bufo (common toad), 1206 nucleotides. RefSeq names its product tetratricopeptide repeat domain 1 (gene TTC1). Gene Ontology annotation, molecular function: protein binding. The transcript is spliced from 7 exons. The coding region runs from base 36 to 848 and encodes 270 amino acids. Lineage: Eukaryota; Metazoa; Chordata; Amphibia; Anura; Bufonidae. The record is from RefSeq and is a predicted model, not a curated record.